AAUCUCAAAAUCGAAAUUUUAUAUUCAUUUCCUCUUUACUUCGCCAGAAGAAGAUGCCAUCUUGGAUGGCAUUAUGAAACAACUGAAGAACACUAACAAGGAUCUCUUUAGGAAUACAAAUUCAUUUCAUUUUUGACCACUGGCAUAACUCAAUGUCCAUUGAUAUGAGUGAAAGUGCUGCUGCUGGCGAUGCUCCUUCUCCUAAUGGUAUCGGGAUUGAUAGUGGAGACGAUGAUGGCGGUAUUUCUGUUCCCUAUUUAUAUGCACAAGCAACGACUGAUGUGAUACCAACGGAAUUCGAUGAUCAUUCGUAUGCCUAUUCCUCGCAUGUCAUUGAACGUGUCACUCAUGUUGCCACAACAUUCGAAGAGGCAGCUGCGUCGGCAGCAGCAGGAGCGACUGCAUCAACUGGAGGCCAGCCAAUGAAUAUUACUUUUGCCUCGGUGACGGCAACCAAUUCGGCAAAUUGCUCAAUGCUUUUUGCCAAUUACACGCCACCCCAGCCAGGCAUCUACUGCAAUUGGACAUGGGACUCGCUGCUCUGUUGGCCACCUACUCCAGCUGGCAUGUUGGCUCGCAUGAACUGUCCAUCCGGUUAUCAUGGUGUCGAUACGCGCAAAUUUGCCAAUCGCAAAUGCGAACUGGAUGGUCAUUGGGGUAGCCGUCCCAAUCAGACUGAACCCAAUCCAGCUGGUUGGACCGAUUAUGGUCCAUGUUAUAAGCCUGAAGUGAUUCAGCUAAUGCAGGAAAUGGGCAGCAAGGAUAUUGAUGUUUACAUUGAGAUUGCACAACGGACACGUACCAUGGAGACAUUUGGCCUAUGUCUAUCGUUAUUGGCAUUGAUUCUAUCGCUAGUGAUAUUCCAUGCGUUUCGUUCGUUACGCAAUAAUCGCACGAAAAUCCAUAAGAAUCUAUUUAUAGCCAUGGUCUUGCAAGUUCUAGUGCGUUUAACUUUAUAUUUCGAUCAAUUUCGUCGGGGUAGUAACAACAAAGAGGCGGCCACCAAUACAAGUUUGGCGGUAAUUGAAAAUACGCCAUAUCUGUGUGAGGCUUCGUAUGUGCUAUUGGAAUAUGCUCGCACCGCCAUGUUCAUGUGGAUGUUCAUUGAGGGCCUCUACCUGCAUAAUAUGGUCACUGUGGCUGUAUUCCAAGGUAGCUUUCCUCUCAAAUUCUUUUCCCUACUGGGCUGGGGUGUGCCCAUACUAAUGACCACUGUAUGGGCACGUUGUACUAUGAUGUAUAUGGAUACCACAGUUGGCGAAUGUCUAUGGAAUUACAAUCUAACGCCGUAUUAUUGGAUAUUGGAGGGACCACGUUUGGCUGUCAUAUUGCUUAAUUUCUGCUUUUUGGUAAAUAUUAUACGUGUAUUGGUCAUGAAGCUACGUCAAUCACAGGCCAGCGAUAUUGAACAGACUCGAAAAGCGGUACGUGCCGCCAUUGUACUCUUGCCCUUAUUGGGCAUUACGAAUGUGCUGCAAUUGAUGCCGGCCCUUAAAACGGCGACCAAUUUUGCCGUUUGGUCCUAUGGUACACACUUCCUAACCUCAUUUCAGGGUUUCUUCAUAGCGCUCAUCUACUGUUUUCUUAAUGGCGAGGUACGAGCUGUUUUACUCAAAAGCCUUGCCACCCAAAUGUCUGUACGUGGCCAUCCCGAAUGGGUACCAAAACGAGCCUCCAUGUAUUCGGGUGCCUAUAAUACUGCACCCGAUACCGAUGCCGUUCAGACCCAGCCUCAAGGUGGACCCGAUAUAUUACCCUCAACGGGCAAACGCAUUUCUCCACCCAAUAAGAGACAUACUAGUCGCAAGGCGAGCAGCGCCAGCAUUGUUAUUAUCCAUGAGCCACAACAACGUCAACGUCUCUUGCAGCGCAGCAGCACGAUGAAUAUAAGUAAUGCCAAAAAUUUGACUAAUCAAACGACCGAUAUAGAUCCAGAGGCUCCAGGCGUAUCGCCAACGGCGAUGAUGGACGCCAAUGCGGCCACUCAACGCAUUCAUAGCAAGGAAUCAUCGGCAAGGACUAAUUCAACACCCAAUUGGAUGAUAUUCGUCUUGUGCUUUCGCGGUCAAAAGGUACUUAGAGUACCGCCAGCGUCAUCAUCCGUACCACCCGAGUCAGUUGUAUUUGAGUUGUCAAGGCAGUAGUAGAACAAAAAACUUAAUGAAACCAAAAAAAAAAAAAAUUAGUAGAUGUAGCAAAAAAUGUAGUUGACUCUUGUAGAAUAAAACACAAAAAAAAAUCACGUAGAUUUGCAUUUGCCCUCAGACCUAGACCCUAGACACCUCUAGUCUCAUUUUUCUGUCUCUUUAUCUCUCUCUCUAUCACUCUCUCUCUCACAAUUUCUGUCGCUCAAAAGUCCUGUAAACUAUAACCUGCAUUUGUAUACCCUACUUUAAUUGUAACUCAUAACUGUAAUAUUAGCUACCUAUAAAAUUCAUUCAUUAAUUCAUAGAAAUUUUACAAAAUUAUAGGAUUGGAUCAGAAUUCGAUUAGCUGCGGUCUUUCCAAUUCUCUUCAUCAAAUUAAAAUUCGAAAAUUAAAGCCAUUAUAUACUUUAUAUAUCGCCCUAUCUACCUAUA
Molecule: messenger RNA, 2579 nt
Organism: Drosophila willistoni
Lineage: Eukaryota; Metazoa; Arthropoda; Insecta; Diptera; Drosophilidae
Gene: Pdfr
Product: PDF receptor
Exons: 9
Coding region: 153-2144 (663 amino acids)
Biological process (GO): adenylate cyclase-modulating G protein-coupled receptor signaling pathway; cell surface receptor signaling pathway
Cellular component (GO): plasma membrane
Molecular function (GO): G protein-coupled peptide receptor activity
Source: RefSeq, a predicted model, not a curated record